AACACGCGACAACAUAUUCUGCCGAAAUCUGAAUAUCUGAAAUUUCUCUGUCCCCUAUUCACGGCAAACUGACCUCUAUCGAUACUAUCGAUAGAUGUCCACAAAUCGAUGGACGAGUCACACGAUACAUACAUCAUACAUACGCGUGACCGGGGGGAGGUAUAGUUUCGUAGGAUACUUUCGGAAGGACGACGAGUUCAUUUUACUCAUCGUCUAUCUUAAAAGUUACAGGUUACCAAGGGUACGGGCGCCACAAUCGUCUUUCUGCGAAGUGGACCAGAUUUGCAGCAUCGAGGAUGGAGGAGCAUGACAACGGGGAAAGAAACUGAAGACGAACAUCAUUGUGGACGGCAUCGAUGGAAGUCAUUGUUCGUCAGUAACAUCACGGGAUUAGGUGACAUAUAUCGAUCGAAUUUCAUGAAUCGAUCGAAGGCAUUCAUCCCGCCAAAAAUUAGUCGCAUGGCACUGUAGUCGCAUCACGUGACCGAAGUGGGGCUAGUUCCAUAGAUUUUCGAAAGGACGAUAUAUUCGUCUUUCUGGUCGUCAAUUUUACAAAUUUCAGGAUAUAAUUAUAAAUUGUAUCUCAUAGACCACGCAACAUCUUCCCAGUGACCGAAACCAGCUUGUAUGAAUACUAACUAUGCGAAUACAAAUAAUUACAUCAAUUUGCAUGUUUUUAAAGCCAACAGGUUAUCGAGCGUAGGAACGGCAUGAUCUGCGAACUUUCCGCGAAGUUGGUCAGGCUUUUAGCAUUGAGGGAGGAGGAAAAGGACGAUGGGAGUCAGCUGAAAACGGAUUUCGUCGUGGUCACCGUCGAUGGAAGUCACCGUUCGUCCGGUUCGUGUUCGUGUUCGUGUUCGAGUUGGAGUCCGGGACUUCGCGGAUGUGUACGGGAACGCUGUCAUACCGCCGGGACGAGAACGCAUGCGCGCGGAUUACACUUGACGGGCUCAAAAAAUCAAUGACCCCGCUCAGUCGUUGCACACGACGGACGUACCCUCGGACCGCGACGGGUCUCGCGUUUUAAUAUCGGAGCAACGAAGGUAUAAAAAAAAAAAAGAAAAACUAACUGUUACUUUGCCAACGUGGUAGCGAUUCGGUGGUUACCGCGGAUAAACGAGACAUUGUGCGACAUUUGUUGACGAUAACAAGUCGGAGAACGCGCGUCUCGACGCACGAGGUCGUACAGUGCCCUGACCGGCGAUAAAGUUUCGGAGUGACUUGUGUACGGAGAAAAAAAAGUGGUGAACCGGAGAGUGCGCGAAUACACACGUCCGUUGUGCUACUCUGACGGGUUCGAGGAGAGAGCAGAGGGUCCGGUCGAUUGGAUCGAUUCUGUCCGGUACGCGGUUCGUUCGGUGAAUCGUCAAGGGAGAGUAAGUAUAUACGCCGUGGUAGCCGUCGCCGCGGUGCACCGUCCGUCCACCUUUCGCGUUGCCGCGAGUGCACGGGAUAAAAUGGCGCUUGCUUUCGUCCGUGCACCUCUAUCGACCGUAACAAACAAUUCGUCGCCGGAAUCGUGGCCACGGGAAACACGACAAUUUUGAAACAUCGUCCGAGAGGCUUCUCCACCUCUGCGCCCGGAACCUUCUUUUGUCUGCUGCGUCGCUGCCAGCCACGAGUUCCGAAGAGGAUACCUGGAGAAAGACGAUCCUGAGUGAAAUUUCGGGAGUCCUGAGGAACCACACGUUGUUCGCAGUAAGACGAGAGGAGUCGCGAGAGGAAUCCAGUCGUCGUCGCCGGGUGGAAAAAAACGAAACCGGUGGGGGACAGAGAGAGAGAGAGAGAGCCGGGAGGAUCCGCGACGGAGGAAAUGCGACGAAUCUCGGCUCGUCAUUAAGAGAAGCAACCCUUUGUAGGUGAAACGACCGAGAGGGUGGCGCGCGGGGGAGAAAAAUCGAACGCGUUUCUGGCAAGUCGCACGGCGACACCCGAACCACUUCCGGCUACACAGACGGUAGAUGCAGCCAAGUCUGCGAGUUCCGCGGAGCCUAAUCGCGGCCAAAUCUGCGACGAGCUUUCAACGACCGGCCUAAUCGCCGCUGAUGGCGUAGAACGAGUCCGCGGCCGAUAAAAAGUCCGAGCGAACAAUAAGAGAGAGGGUGGUAGGUGAGUUUGGUCGGAGCGGCUUUCAACGAGUACACUGGCCUCCCGAUCGCCGUUGAUGGCGUAGAGGCGAUCGUAUUCUUCGAGAAGCUCGUGGACGGAGAAUAAAAGGGUCGAAAGCUACUUUCGGGAGGGAGACGGCGUUGCGUCGCAUCCGGAAGGGGUUGCGCGACCUGGAGCAGGAGCAAGAGGACGAGGGUGGCGGUGGUUCGAAGCUGGAGGAGGCAGCAACGAGGAGGGUGGUUGUUGCACGUCGUGGUCGCGUGACGUGCGGAAAGAGCAGACGAAGCGUGGAGGAGGCAUGAGGAGGAGAGAGUGACGACGCUGCUGCCGGAGCUGCAGCCUCGCACAGAUCGUGAGAGGACCGGCGGCCCCACGGUGGGGCUGCUGCGAUAAGAAUGGCCCCCUUCAAUAUGGCGGGCGUAGCAGGCCUUCUAGCCACCUGCGCCGCCGCUGCUGCUUCCGCUGCCCACCUUCUGCCGUUGCUGCUGUUGCUGAUCUGCCCGCGAGGGACCCACGCGGAACAAGUUGUACUCCUGGACACGACGCAGGAGGAGAAGCUCGAGUGGACCAAGUAUCCGUUCGGCGCGGAAGCUAACACCCCAGGGUGGGUGGAAGAGUCGUUCACGAACUUUGACAAGGGCAUCAAUUGGCGGAGUUACGUUGUCUGCGACGUCGCGUACAACAACGUGAACAAUUGGCUAUGGACGCCAUUCAUCGAGAGGGGACCGGCGAAUCGUAUGUACAUAGAAAUCAAAUUCACCACCCGCGACUGUUCCCUCUUCCCCGGAAACGCACUCAGCUGCAAGGAGACGUUCAGCCUGCUUUACUACGAGUUCGACGUUGCCACCAAGGAGCCGCCGCCCUGGGAGACCGACAGUUACAAGUUAAUCGGACGGAUCGCUGCCGGCGAGGGGAGGUUCAACACGAACACGGAAGUCGUGAUAAACACGGAGGUGAAGUCCAUCCCGGUGACGAAGAAAGGCGUGUACUUCGCGUUCCGCGAUCAAGGCGCCUGCAUCUCGAUUUUGGCCAUCAAGGUCUACUACAUCAGCUGCCCGGAGAUCUCCGUGAAUUUCGCGCGAUUCCCCGCGACGCCGACUGGUCGCGAAGUCGCGUUGAUUGAACAGACGAUCGGCACGUGCGUCGACAACGCGAUCGUCAUCGAUCAGCCCACCUUCCUCUGCAAGGGCGACGGCAAGUGGUACCUGUCCAGCGGCGGGUGCCACUGCAAGCCGGGAUUCCAAGCGGACAUCGAGAAGCAGCAGUGCAUCGUCUGUCCCAUCGGUAAAUUCAAGCACGAGGCGGGAUCGCAAGCUUGCGAGCCCUGCCCGGCGCACAGCAAGUCCUCCGACUAUGGAUUCACCGAGUGCAGAUGCAACGCGGGUUAUUACAGAGCAGAGAAGGAUCCGAAAAUAAUGCCCUGCACACAGCCGCCGUCGGCACCACAGAAUUUGACGGUGAACUUCGUGGACCAGUCCACCGUGAUUCUGUCGUGGAAUGCGCCGCAUCAGCUCGGCGGCCGCGCGGACACGACAUACCGAGUCGUUUGCGACGCGUGUAGCAUGGGUGUCAAAUACAUUCCCAAUACGGAGGUCUUCAACGACACGAAGAUCACAAUCACGGGUCUAAACGCGGUCACCACGUAUCGGUUCCAAGUGUUCGCCGAGAACGGUGUGUCGGCGUUGGCAGGAAAAUCCGAGUACGUGGAUAUCACCGUCACCACCGAGGCCAGCGUGCCCAGUCUAGUGAGCAACGUCAGGAUCACGAGCGUGAAGAGCUCGGAGCUGAGCAUCAGCUGGGACGCUCCAGUGACCGAAGUCGGCGGAGACAGCGAUCUCGUCGAGAGAUACGAAGUGAGGUGUUAUCCGCGUUACGACGACGCUACCAACGCUACCGUGAUCCAGACCUCCGAUUUAUCCGCGACGUUCAAGGGUCUGAAACCGGGGACGGAUUAUGCGAUACAAGUGAGGGCGAAGACUACCCGAGGCUGGGGCGAGUACACUCCGGUCGUCUUUAAAAAGACGCCCCACGCUAUGGGUUUAGAUUACGUCGGAGAGGACGACAACAUGCAAGUGAGGAUCAUCGCCGGAGCCAUCGUGGCCGUGGUCGUUCUCCUGGUGAUCAUCAUCAUCAUGACCGUUCUGAUCUUGAGAAGCAGGGCCUCGGACGAGUGUAACAAGAAACAGCCGAGCGAUUGCGACACUUUGGAGUACAGGAACGGCGAAGGACUAGUUGUGACCUACAUGCACUGCAAAAUGGACAGUUCACCGAUUGUGACAACCCACACCAACAACAAGAGCAAGUCCUCGCUGACCACGCCGCUGUUCACGCCUGCAGUGGGGGUCGCCGCAGCGAGUGCCGGCGGCGCGGGCGGAGGCGGCGCGAGGAGCUACGUCGAUCCUCACACUUACGAGGACCCGAAUCAGGCCGUAAGAGAGUUCGCCAGAGAGAUCGACGCUGGGUACAUCACGAUAGAGGCCAUCAUAGGUGGUGGCGAAUUCGGCGACGUGUGUCGUGGGAAAUUGAAGCUGCCGCCGGAUGGCCGGACGGAGAUCGACGUAGCGAUCAAGACGUUGAAACCGGGCAGCGCGGACAAAGCACGCAACGACUUCCUGACGGAGGCCUCGAUCAUGGGCCAGUUUGAGCACCCGAACGUGAUAUUCCUGCAGGGUGUCGUGACUAAGAGCAACCCGGUGAUGAUCAUCACCGAGUUCAUGGAGAACGGCAGCCUGGACACUUUCCUCCGGGCGAACGACGGCAAGUUUCAGGUGUUGCAGCUCGUCGGCAUGCUGCGAGGCAUCGCGAGCGGUAUGCAGUACCUGGCCGAGAUGAACUACGUGCACCGGGACCUAGCGGCGAGGAACGUGCUCGUGAACGCGGCCCUCGUCUGCAAGAUCGCCGAUUUCGGGCUGAGCAGGGAGAUCGAGAGCGCAACCGAAGGAGCGUACACCACCAGGACUGUUUACUCCGGCAAAAAGGGUGGAAAGAUACCGGUGCGAUGGACGGCUCCGGAAGCGAUAGCGUUCCGAAAGUUCACCAGCGCUUCCGACGUUUGGAGCAUGGGCAUCGUGUGUUGGGAGGUGAUGUCGUACGGUGAGAGACCGUAUUGGAACUGGUCUAAUCAGGAUGUGAUAAAGUCGAUCGAGAAAGGGUACAGGCUUCCAGCGCCGAUGGACUGCCCGGAGGCGAUCUAUCAACUGAUGCUCGACUGCUGGCAGAAGGAACGCACCCAUCGCCCGACCUUCGCCAAUCUCACCCAGACCUUGGACAAGCUCAUACGAAGCCCGGACACGCUCAGGAAAAUCGCCCAGAACAGAAUCAGGGAAAGGGGUGCUCCCCCCCCACCCCCACCCGCCUCGUCGACAUCCUCCAACGUGCAUUUGAGGAAAAGGGGCACCAAUCCACUGGCGCCGGACGCGGUGGACUUGACGCAGCUGACCUCGGUCAGCGAGUGGCUGGCUUCCAUCAAGAUGUCACGGUACGCGGAGAGCUUCGAGAGGUCGGGGGUGAUCACCCUCGAAGCGGCGGCACGUGUCACCGUUCAGGAGUUGACGGCGCUCGGGGUCACGCUGGUGGGUCAUCAGAAGAAGAUAAUGAACAGCGUGACCGCGCUCCGAGCGCAGAUGUCCGCCACCUCGCAAGGGUUUCUCGUUUAAUCUCGAGGCCGAUCGAUGCUGCUGCGUUUCUCACCGGAUCGUCACGGCAUCGAUCGACGGAGGACUCGAUACACCAUCGAUCUGACGGAUCGUCCGUUCGAGGAGCAUUUCGCGUCGGUCGCCUCCCCGAAAGGCUGAACUUGUAUCCCGAAUCGGCGACAUCCUAGUCAGGCGUUUCUCAAGAAAGUAUAUGUACAUGUACGCGUGUAUAUCCCCGCGAAAGAGCUCGGCUUCGGGGAACCAGCCGCGUAUCGCAGACAUUCCAGCGCAAGAAACCUCGACUUUGCAAAAGACGACACAUCGAAUUUUAUCGUCGUCGCUCCGUUUCGACAGAACAAGGUCGCGACGACGGGAUCCAUGCGAAUUCGCGCGACUGACUUUUCGUCUUUCUCUUCCUAGAAAUAUCGAUCUCUUAAAACGAGAGAAAUCGGGACUGCCACUGUAUAAUCACUGCCGUAUAUCGAAUUCGCGUGUAUAAAGGCCCCGAUGAAUCCUGUCCUACGCCCGAACUUAUUCGAGACCUGUUCACCGUCGAGACUGCCUGAACAUCUCGCUCGACUUCCGUUCGACCCGUUAGAGUCGAUCAAGAUCGUCCUUGACGAGUCGAACGAUCGCCAAGCAGGAUUCCGUCUUAACGCACUGAAUCGUUGCUCACACGUGCUAUUUUCGGUUUUUUCGGUCCGAACUCUGCCAUCGACAAAGCCACCCUUGUUUUACAGUGUUCCUAACUCCUUAUAUCCCUCAACGAUGUUCGCAACGAACGGUGAUCGGGUUUAGUAACAACGAUUCGAUCAAACCCCCUGAAUCGUCACUACGAUACAGAUUAUUGCACGAACACAAAUAGACGGCCUAAAAAAAAAUCGAAUUAACGAACCCCGCGCGCUGCGCCUCUUUUCCCCAACUCUAUGCAAAUGGAUCUUCGAGCAACGACUGAUAAAGAGAAAGAAACGAAGAAGGCGCGAAGCCUGAGUACAUAUUUAAAGUAAUUUGGCAUAGAGAGGCGAAGGGCGAGCGUGCCUCGAUUGCGAGCCUACACAACCACAUUUUACGUCCCGCGUGCCGCGAAUAUUUUGUAGCUCUUAUUAAUAAAAGUAAAGCUUAAUCGAUGUACAAACACUAUUUACACACGAGAUUCGCACAGAAUUUAAUACACACGGCAACAUCGAAUACACACACGUAGAGAGCUCCGCUUUUGCGAAUGGAGAGGAGCAUAAGCAGAUUAUAAAAUACACGUGCGACUGAGAGCCAGCAUCGUUUACGAACAUUUACUACUUGGACGUUAAUGACGAGACAAAGAUUUAAACGAAAAAAAAAACGGAAAGGGGAAGAUACGAUCCUUGCCUUCGCGUUACCUAUACAAAUAUGUUGUAAUACGCGAACCGUAUGGGUACCUGUCGAUUAUUAGAAGGGAGGAAACGGGAGAAGGAACAUGUGCCAAUAAUGCGAGGACAAGAGAGAGAGUGUGCGUGAACGGUGAAAAUAACAAUAUGAGUUUUGCGUGAGAGAGAGGAAGGAAGGCGCAGUCGACGAGAAGAAGGAAAAGGUAUCCCCGUCUAUCGUGUAUCUUGUAUCGAACGAGAGAAUAGAUUAUAUUGCGCGUAACGCGCGAGACAGAUUUAUACGGUCGGGAGAGGUCGACGAGUACAUACGUUGGAGGAACGGGAAAUCGUGAACAUAUCAAGGCGUACUAAAAAGAAAAAAUGAAGAGAGCUUCCAUACUCUCGAAGCUCAUGCUUUUCGUAUCGCAAACGCAACGUCCAUAAUUCCGGUGGACGGAAAAGCAGCUAGGAAAGUUGUAUUGUUCAUCGCUUUUCUCGCUGCGCGACCGUACACGAGACAUCCGCACACGAACGGGACAUUAGGAUCGGUCGAUAGGAGGUAAAGGGUUGUUUUUCGUCGCGAUGGAUCUGGUCUGUAUCUUGUCGUAUCCGCGCUCGCUGAUUUGUAAAAAGACUACUUCCAAGACACGCGGGAGAAACACGCACGAAUUUGAGUAGAUCGACGAGCGGACUCGAACACUUCCCGGGCGAGCCACGCGACAAAUUUUAUUUUUAAUUUAACGAAUUACGUUAGGAAUAUAGUUGACGAGGCUCGACGCCGCGAAAGGAGAAGCCCCGCUGCUUGUCCCGUCGCUGCAUCGAGCCUCGCGAUUAGGAGAUUCUUAAACCGCGAGGUCGUUCCAUUUGCAUUGUCGGAAAAUGCGAGGGAAGGUCCUGGAGAGCCUCUGUCACGUCUGAUUCGAGUCAGCGCAGCAAACGGUCGAGCAAAAAAGCAACACGAGCCAUGGUAAAAAAAAAAUUGGCUACUAGCAAUCCCAGUCUUCUUUGCUCGAGCGUUUGCUCGGCCCACGUGUGGCCAGGCAUAUAAGGGAGAAAGAGAACGGGAAGCUACCAAGAAUGGCGACGAUUACGAAGCAAUAAGUGAAUACACGCAAAUGCAGAUUUUUAUAUAGAGAAUGUUAAAAAAUUUCAGAAAAUAUUAAUUAUCGAUAGAGCUAUCUUCCUAAAUGUUCGUAUUAAAAGAUUAAACGAAUGGUAAAGGUGGACGAAGGCGGAGAGAACGACGACGUCGCGUCACGAGCGGAGUCGAAAUUUUCGCCCGCGGAUAAAUGAGAAAUGGGGGCGAGACGUGUCAGUAGCCAGCCGGGAGUCCGCCAGGGAAAGGGGGAAAAGGUUUUUAAAAGAAAAGUUUCAGCUGUAACUAUUUGUGUCUAGCGACGAACCUGCGAGUGCGACCUGAAGUUUUGAGAAUGUCGAUAGUUUCAGCGAAUUAAUAUUUAGAUUUCAUAGACCUCUAUCGAUAUUACACGAUCGUAGGCACGAAAACGAACAGAUGAAUAAUUAGUUGGAGCGUAAAAGAAAAAAGAGUAUCUUAUUAGAGAGACCUUUUUCGAUUUCACCUCGAGUCUUUCGCGUUCGAACGCCUAGAGCUGUCUCUUUUUCUCGAGUAACCUCCUCUGUUUUACUUUUUAUCCACCUUUUCCCUGAUUUAGUAGUACCCCCAUCCUCGGCGACUAACGCCUGAACACUUGCAAAGCUUUCGAUCGUACUUUAUGUCCACGUAUUUUCGUUCUUUCUUUCUCCCUCUCUAUCUAUCUGCCUGUCUGUCUGUUUCUGUCUCUCUCUCUGUCUCUCUCUCUCUCUCCGAUGUCAAUACGCGGAGCGCUUUUUUAAUUCUUUCAGAGACGGGGAACCAAAAUGCGAGAAUGCCGAGAGAAGGAAGAGCGAUAGGAAAAAUAAUUGCGUAAUCCGAAUCAAAAUUCUACAAACGAUUCACGCAAACACAAGCUUUAUGUUGCUUCUUUCUCCUAUCGUUUCCCUUUUAUUUGUUCAUCUUCUUUUUGUAUUAUUUUUAGUUACGACUUUUUUUUAUUUUUGUCAAGUAAUAAUUACUACUCCUUCUAUCGAGGAAACGCAGCGAUGAGUAAACGAGUCAAGAAAUUCGUUGAAGACAUCUCUCCUCUUACUUAAAUACUUUUUUUUACUCGAUUAACACUUCUGUACUACUAUUUAUUAAAAGCAAUGAAAGCCUUAUUUAUUGUUUAGAGAUCUGACUAAAUUAAAAAAAAGAAAGAAAGGAUGGACGUUCUAAUCGUGGUAGAUUAUAUCCAUUUACCUUGCUAGAAUCGUACCAAGGGGGACGUGAAAACGGAUAUAUAGAAAAUAAAUAAUUAUUUCCUUACUUCGGGGUUUUCGUGAAGCCCCGCCGCCGUUGUAAAAAAGAGAUGAAAGGAUAGAAUGAGAAAAUGAGAAGACCGAGCACAACAUCAUAGAUGAACGAUCGUCGAGUCUCUAAGCAGCUAUAUUAUCGAUUAGUUAAGCGUUCUUUAAGCGACCUAUGUGCACGUUGUUUAAUUCUCUUAUAAUUGUUUCUCUUUUUUUUAUCGCCUUCUUUUGUCAGUCUGUUUACAGCGAACUUUGUCAAAGUACCUGCUUCGAAAACGAAAAGCAAACAAAAAAAAAUAAUAAAAAGGAUAAGAAAGAAAAACAUAUAUUAAAUUCGCGAGAAGACAAAGCACACAGGUACCGUCCCGUAUAUAUUAUAAAUAGCUCAUCUACUAUCACGUACACGCAUCAUAAUUUAUGUAUACUCGUCGAACUGAGUUUUUACACAAUUGGGUUCAGCGAAUCGCCACCGUGUGUCCUCGAUUCAUUGUAUAAAAGUAAUUAAAACAAAUGAAAACAAUGCGACAAAGCGCAACAGAUGCAAUAAGAGAGUUAAUGUCGACAAAUUUUGGAAUGUGUCUAAAAACAUUUUUCCUAUGGUGUUGUCAAGACGAUGUUGAAUGUAAAUAAGAUAUAAUAAAUAAUAUACCUUAUACGAUGUAAAGAA
Molecule: messenger RNA, 10097 nt
Organism: Ceratina calcarata
Lineage: Eukaryota; Metazoa; Arthropoda; Insecta; Hymenoptera; Apidae
Gene: Eph
Product: Eph receptor tyrosine kinase
Exons: 20
Coding region: 2505-5765 (1086 amino acids)
Biological process (GO): protein phosphorylation; ephrin receptor signaling pathway; axon guidance
Cellular component (GO): dendrite; plasma membrane
Molecular function (GO): transmembrane-ephrin receptor activity; ATP binding; protein binding
Source: RefSeq, a predicted model, not a curated record